Molecule: messenger RNA, 1177 nt
Organism: Cottoperca gobio
Lineage: Eukaryota; Metazoa; Chordata; Actinopteri; Perciformes; Bovichtidae
Product: mpv17-like protein
Exons: 6
Coding region: 248-802 (184 amino acids)
Biological process (GO): mitochondrial ribosome assembly
Cellular component (GO): mitochondrion; membrane; cytoplasm
Source: RefSeq, a predicted model, not a curated record
UGUGCCUCUGACCAGAGAGCUGCUCAGCUAACUUUCUGCUGUGGUUUCAACUUCAACACUAUACCAAGUGGCAAAAAUUAGUGGUCUUAUCACACUUUCUGAGCAACAGUGGCAGAACUUUGACCUGGUGAGAAGACCUCCAUGUCAGCUCCUCCUCCUUCUCGUCCAGCAGAACCAAUCAGAAAGGAGCUUCGAGUCUCUUUGGCUUUGCUGAUAUAAGGAGAGCUUCACUGAAAGGUUUUUCACCAUGAGCCGGGCCUGGGCGGUGUUCAAGGCUCACCCCUACGUCAGUAACGUGCUGGGAUACACCACGCUGUUCGCCUCUGCUGACCUCAUACACCAGAGCGUGCUGGGUGGGAAACAUGCAGAAGGAUCCACGUCACAGGAUUCUGCCGGCAUCAACUGGUGUCAGACGGCUCGGGUGGCGACUGUUGGCUUCUGUUUCCAUGCCAACUUCAACUACCACUGGCUGCGAGCGCUGGAGCGGAUGCUGCCGGGAGGCGGAGUGAGGGCGGUGACUGGGAAGGUUGUGGUGGAUCAGCUGAUCGCAGCUCCUCUCACCAUCAGUGCCUUUUAUAUUGGUUUAAGUUUACUAGAAAACAAAGAAGACCUGUUUGAAGACUGGAGACAGAAAUUCUGGACAUCUUACAAGACUGGAGUGGUAUUUUGGUCCACAAUGCAGGUAGUGAACUUUACCCUGGUCCCCCCUGUGGCACGCACUGUGUUUGUGGGAGGCAUCGCACUGACUUUCACUAUCUUCCUGUGUCACCUCAGACAGCAGAGUGGCCGCAAACUCGAAUAAACUUGAGAUCGUCAACUCCAUGAUGCAAGUUUUUGUAUUGAAUGACUGUGACAUUAGAAAAAUGCUUAUUUAAGGGCAGAGUUCAGUUGCAAAGACAUACUGAGAAAACAAGGGAACAUAAAUGUACUUUAUUGAUCCCAAAUUGGGAAAUUCUAGAAAAAUAAGUUGUCAUCUCUGUGAAUCAGCUGAUUAUCCCUCAUAGGUUAUUGUUCAGCUGUGAUUUCUUUCUCGUUUCAACAGAAUACUGUAUCCAAAUGUGAAUUAUUGAUGCAACAGAGUUUAAUUCUGCUGGUCUAAUCUUUCCCCCAGAGGAAACAGAACUAUUAAAUCCAUAUUUUACUGUCUCAGUGUGUCAUACUGGAAUAACGUUGUCAA